Molecule: messenger RNA, 1024 nt
Organism: Temnothorax curvispinosus
Lineage: Eukaryota; Metazoa; Arthropoda; Insecta; Hymenoptera; Formicidae
Exons: 3
Source: RefSeq, a predicted model, not a curated record
GUACAUUUCGCACACGAUAUGUGGAAAAAUAACCGAGUUGACGGAAAAAGAAAGCUUAAGAUAAAUGCUGUGCCAACGAUAUUCGGAAGUAAAGCCAAGAAGAUCAAAAGUCACCGUGAAAACAUGAGACAUACUUCACUGAAUGAUGAGGUAGGCUGUGUUAACGAACAUAAUGUACCAGUACAAAGUAUUGUACCAGUACAAAGUAUUGUAUCAGUACAAAAUGAAGAAGAAAAUAACGAUUGCGAGAAUAAACUGCAAUUAGAAAGUGCCAAAAGUAAAAAAGAAAAUAGUGAAGUUAAAAACAUGUCGCGUACAAUAAAAAAACAGAAUCAAAUUAUAUGUGAACAAUCACGUAUAAUUAAAAAGCAGAAUGUUAGACUAAGAAAAUUUAAAAAAUGCUUGCUUACUGUACGACAUGACUUAAAAUUGAAAAAGAAACAUAAAGAGCAAUCUAAUUAUACAGCUCUGUUAAGUAAGCUACAAGAAAUCUUCACUGACGAUCAAAUUGCAGUUUUAAAGAACAAUAAAAGAGCAAAGAAAUGGAGCAACAAAUCGAUCAUGAAAGCACUUCAAUUAAGGUUUUCUUGUGGCAUCACCGGUUACGAAGAACUUCGUCGCCAGAAAUUUCCUUUGCCAGGACUUAGAACGUUACGAAGAAAAAUAGAAAACUUUAAAUUUGAAAGCGGAAUUUCGGACGAUAUUUUCAAUUUUUUAAAAUUGAAGGUGUCGAAUUGGAACGAAAUUGAUAAAGAAUGUUGUUUAGUAUAUGAUGAAAUCAGCAUUUCAUCAGGAAAAUUUUUUGAUAAUUCUUCUCAAAGUUACAUUGGUGAUGUAACUUUACCAGAACAUACAGAGCCAACUCAAUAGGUCUUACCGUAAAUUCCAUUACCUCCGACAUGGGAUCUUGCAAUCAGGGUUUAUGGAAAGCGUUUGGGAUUACGGCUGGAAAGUACACCAAAUGUAUAAAUUAUGUAACACAUCCAGUUGACUCUAAUCGUAAUUUGUAUGUUAUCGCGGAUGU